GGGGUCUUUUUAUGCGCGUAAUUGCUGAGCUGAAGUGUAUAUUCCGCGGUAAAGUCUGGCUGAGAGGACUGUAGUGCUCGCUUCUUGUGAAGAAUCACCUGUUAACUGCUGGCAAGAUGGAAACUAUUGGAGAUAUUCAGGUUAAGGAGCUGGACAAGCGUGCCUCUGGCCAGGCCUUUGAGGUGAUUCUGGCUGCUCCUGCACCAGAUGCCAAGUCAGAGUUCCCCUUAUCUCCUCCCAAGAAGAAGGAUGUCUCCUUGGAGGAAAUCCAGAGGAAGCUGGAGGCUGCGGAAGAGAGACGCAAGAACCACGAGGCUGAGGUUCUGAAGCAUUUGGCUGAGAAGCGGGAACACGAGAAGGAGGUGCUGCAGAAGGCCAUGGAGGAGAACAACAACUUCAGCAAGAUGGCAGAAGAGAAACUCAAUCAGAAGAUGGAGGCCAACAAGGAAAAUCGCACGGCCCUUCUAGCGGCAAAGAACGAGAAGUUCAAGGAGAAGGAUAAGAAGUUGGAGGUGGUGCGCAAGAACAAGGAAACCCAGGAAGGCACCUCAGAAGACUGAACCUUUCCAGCUGGGAGAGAAAUUGUACAGGCUUUUGUUUUUUUUUACGUAUCCAAAGAUUGCUUUAUUUUGUUUUGACAGCCAGUAUUUUUGUGUUCACAACCCACCUUUUUUCAAAUAAAAUUAUGAAGUUCCACUUUUGUGAAUUUUUCAACUCUCACGGUAGAAGUGUACGUGCACUGGUUUUACAUGUCUGUCCCACCCCCGCCCCUGCUUUUUGAGUCUGCUUUGCCUGUUCCAUUUGUGAGCAUUGGAAAUGUGUUGUGGAUCUGCAACUGUUUUUGGCACUUAAUAUACUAGAGUACUGUUUAACCUGGGCCGGUUUCUAGAUGCAGUUCGACGCCUUGCUACCCUGUAUAUGUGCUUCUUGCUCUUGCUCUUGCUAGUUCAAUUCACUGAAGCUACAUGUUUGUGCCGCUGAAAUAUUGCAUUUUGUAAUGUAUAGGAAAUAAUUUGGAAAGCACAUGACUUCUUGCUGUAUAGCUGGGAAUUUAACCUUGCUGGAAAUGUACAUUUUACAUCUUGACAUCGUUGGAACACCACACACGGUAUCUCAAUAUACAGUAACUAGUUGACUUGAACUGUUGUACUAAAAUUAAAGUUGUAAACCCAAUGUA
Gadus morhua (Atlantic cod) is the source of this 1177-nucleotide messenger RNA. RefSeq names its product stathmin. Gene Ontology annotation, biological process: microtubule depolymerization; regulation of microtubule polymerization or depolymerization; neuron projection development. The record is from RefSeq and is a predicted model, not a curated record. Gene Ontology annotation, molecular function: tubulin binding. Bases 117 to 560 code for a protein of 147 amino acids. The transcript is spliced from 5 exons. Gene Ontology annotation, cellular component: neuron projection; cytoplasm. Lineage: Eukaryota; Metazoa; Chordata; Actinopteri; Gadiformes; Gadidae.